Messenger RNA from Anoplophora glabripennis (Asian longhorned beetle), 3775 nucleotides. Its product is annotated as manganese-transporting ATPase 13A1. Gene Ontology annotation, molecular function: P-type ion transporter activity; ATP hydrolysis activity; ATP binding. Lineage: Eukaryota; Metazoa; Arthropoda; Insecta; Coleoptera; Cerambycidae. The record is from RefSeq and is a predicted model, not a curated record. Gene Ontology annotation, biological process: intracellular calcium ion homeostasis. The transcript has 11 exons. The coding region runs from base 71 to 3574 and encodes 1167 amino acids. Gene Ontology annotation, cellular component: endoplasmic reticulum membrane.
UGUCACUGUCAGAUCAAAAUUCACAUAUGUGUUCAAAGACAGGCAAUUUAGUUUUAAUUUAUUGAAAACCAUGAGUGUAACACCAAAAUUGGACGAUUUAAUUCAGUCCGUUUCGCUCUAUACUCGAAUUCCAACUUUAUUUCACUUGUAUGUUUUACCAUUUAUAUUAAUUUAUUCAGGAUGGAUGUAUGUUUGGUUAGGAAUAUAUGGCUUCACGGAUCAUUACGAAGGAGGAUUUGUCGGUUUGGCCGUAAUUGGAUGCCUCCAAAUACUGUCCUGCCUAGCAUGCUACUGGUCAGUCCAUAUAAAUAGUUUCUUCAGUUGUAGAAAGGAAAAAGAUGCAAAUAAAGCCACUAUUGCUAAAGUAAUACCUACACCAAAUAAUGGGAGUGCCGAACUUGUUUGGUUACAUCACGCAAAGAAGGAAAAAGAAACGACGAUAUGGUUCAUGUUUCAAAAAACAAAGUAUAUAUGGGACUCUGAUAAAAAGAUAUUCCGUGGUCUAGAAUUCCCUAUAAAUAAGUCAUAUUCUGAGUAUGUAUCUUGCAAAGGCUUUCAAGAAGACACAGAUAUUCAACAAGCUGACGAACUUUAUGGAAAAAAUGAACUGGACAUGGUCAUACCUGAAUUUAAAGAAUUAUUUAUUGAACGAGCCACUGCACCGUUUUUUGUAUUUCAAGUGUUUUGCGUAGCUCUGUGGUGUCUUGACGACUUUUGGUAUUACUCACUUUUCACCUUGUUGAUGCUGGUUUUGUUUGAAUGCACUCUUGUAAACCAACAACUCCGUAACAUGGACGAAAUAAGAAAGAUGGGCAACAAGCCAUACAACAUUCUCGUUUACAGAAAUAGGAAAUGGAGGAUGAUUCCAACUUGGGAACUUAUACCAGGAGAUAUCAUUUCCGUUACCCGUUCUCAGAAAGACAACCUAAUACCUUGUGACGUGCUGUUGUUAAGAGGAUCUUGCAUUGUCGACGAAAGUAUGCUGACUGGAGAAUCUGUCCCUCAGAUGAAGGAAGCUGUAGAAAAUUUUGAACCUAAUAAAAUUUUAGAUCCGGAAGGGGAAGGAAAACUACAUGUUUUAUUUGGAGGUACCAAAGUGGUUCAACACACUCCACCAACAAAAGCAACUACUGGUCUGAGACCGCAGGAUAACGGCUGUGUAGCCUAUGUACUACGUACCGGAUUCAAUACCUCCCAGGGAAAGCUUUUAAGAACGAUUCUGUUUGGCGUUAAACGUGUCACGGCAAAUAACAAAGAAACGUUUGGUUUCAUAAUGUUUCUCUUAAUCUUCGCCAUUGCCGCGGCAUGGUACGUCUGGACUAAAGGCUGUGAGGACCCGAAAAGGAGUCGGUAUAAGCUCUUCUUGGAAUGUACCUUAAUUUUGACGUCCGUCAUUCCGCCAGAGCUACCAAUAGAGCUGUCUCUAGCCGUGAAUACAUCUUUAAUUGCCCUUUCAAAAUUAGGUGUAUUUUGUACAGAACCGUUUAGGAUACCGUUUGCUGGCAAAGUGGACAUUUGCUGUUUCGACAAAACAGGAACUCUAACAAGCGACGAUUUGGUGGUAGAGGGAGUUGCGCUAGCAGAAAAGGAUUCUAGAGUCACUGCCAUAACAGACGUACCAAUGGAAACGGUACAGGUCCUCGCGACUUGUCACUCUCUAGCUCAACUGGACGAUGGUCUAGUAGGCGACCCCUUGGAGAAAGCAACGUUAACGGCAAUUGACUGGAAUGUUACCAAAGCAGAUGCAGUGGUGCCCAAGAGAGGAAGAUCUCCGGGAUUGAAAAUUUUCCACCGGUUUCAUUUCUCGUCUGCUCUAAAAAGGAUGGCUGUUAUAGCAGGGUACAAUCCCAUGGGGUCAACCGACAUCGUGUACUUAUGUACCGUGAAGGGUGCUCCGGAGACGUUAAAAGACAUGUUUUCGGAGAUCCCAGAGCAGUACGAUGAGGUUUAUUUGGAGUUGUCACGAAGAGGCGCAAGGGUUUUAGCUUUAGGAUAUCGAGAGAUUGGAAAGCUCUCCACACAAGAGCUCAGAGAUUUGUCAAGGGAAGACGUGGAAAGGGACCUGAAGUUCGUGGGUUUCGUGAUAAUUUCCUGCCCGUUGAAAAGCGACUCGAAAUCCGUAAUAAGAGAACUGCAACACUCCUCUCACAAAGUGGUGAUGAUAACAGGAGACAACCCUUUAACUGGUUGUCACGUGGCUAAAGAACUUAAAUUCACCACCAAAACCACUCUGGUAUUAACGCAAAAAGAAGAUUCUUUCCUGUGGCAGUCUAUCGAUGAAUCAGAAAGAUUACCGUUAGAACACGAUUACAAGAGUCUAAUCAGCAAAUACGAUCUGUGCAUCACAGGGGAUGGACUGAGUUACCUGCGAGAGAACUAUUACAGUUUCCUCAACCAUAUCCUGCCCUACAUAACGGUGUACGCAAGAUUCGCCCCCAAACAAAAAGAAUUUGUCGUGGUCCAGCUGAAAAACUUGGGUUACACGGCUCUCAUGUGCGGCGAUGGCACGAACGAUGUGGGUGCAUUAAAGCACGCCAACGUAGGAGUAGCGAUUCUGUCUAAUGCCCCCGAACGACCCAUCGAUCUCAAAGAACAAAAGGAAAAGUUGGAGAGGGAGCGUGAGAGGAAACAGAAAGAAUUGCGGGAAGUUGAACGAGUCAGAAACAGGCCGAAUCACGUCCGCAAUAUGGUGGAGCAAAGGGAGAAGCUUCAGGCUAAGGUGGACAAGAUGAUGAAGGAGUUGGAUGAGCAGGAUCAGCCCCAGGUGGUUAAGUUGGGGGACGCCAGUAUCGCAUCACCGUUUACCAGCAAGUUGUCGUCGAUUAUGUGCAUUUGUCACAUAAUUAAACAAGGAAGGUGUACCCUAGUAACAACGCUGCAGAUGUUCAAAAUAUUAGCCUUAAACGCACUAAUCUUGGCAUACACCCAAUCGGUACUCUAUCUAGACGGUAUCAAACUAAGAGAUCUGCAGGCUACUUUGCAAGGACUGUUAUUGGCUGCCUGUUUCUUGUUUAUAUCAAGGUCAAAGCCAUUAAAAGUGUUAUCGAAACAGAGACCUCUACCGAAUAUAUUCAAUUUCUACACUAUUUUAACUGUAAUUCUACAGUUUAUGGUACAUUUCGUCUGCCUGUUAUUUUUAGUCCAAGAAGCCAAACUACGGACACCUGUGGAUGAAACUAAGUUGAACGCCACUGCACCUGCGGAAAUUGCAGAACUAAGCGAAGAAGAAAAAGAUAAACUGUUUGAACCGAACAUAAUAAAUAGUACGGUUUACAUAAUUUCGAUGGCUCUCCAAAUAGCAACUUUUGCUAUAAAUUACAGGGGCAAUCCGUACAUGGAAAGUUUAAAACAGAACAAAGCUUUAUUGUACAGUAUUUUGGGAUCUGGGGGAGUCGUUUUAGCUUUAACUUUGGGGCUGGUACCAGAACUGUCCGCCCAGUUCGAAAUUAUAGAUUUCCCUCCAGACUUUCGAAUUGUAUUACUCCAAGUCCUGUUUGCGGAUUUUUUCUUCUCUUAUUUAAUGGAUAGAUUAUGUCUGCUUUUGUGCGGAGAAGGCAGUAUGAAGCUAUCAUAGAAAAUUAAAGUAAAUGUCAAGACUAGCGCAUUGAAUUAGAAUUUAUAAUUUAUUUACUUGUAUUAAAUCAUUCCAAGUGAAAUUGAGAUCAUUUUUUUAUAUACGUAUUAAUUUUGCAGUUAGGUAAAUUGGAGAAAAAAAACAAACAAUGUACUAUUUUUAAUAUUGUUGGUAUUGUAUACAAGAAAUAUAUUUGAGUUU